AUGUCGUUUGAUUGGCUUAAUGUUCCGGGAUUGGACUUAAGCAGCGGGGACCAAGCAGAAAAGAGACCAUCAAAUGGAUUGGGACCUCCCAGUGUGUCUUUCGACUUUGGUAUAAACACUGCUGCUCCACAUGAUUCCAGCUUCUGGGACCAAGGAUCAAGAAGCCACAGCGAUACGACUUUGUCUUACAGAAAUAAUCACCCAAACACAGGAGCUAAUUCCGCUACGAACGUAAAUUCUCCCCAAAAGGGGGAUCCUUCUCACACGGAAGUACGAAAACUUUCUGGGGGUGAUGUAUACGCAGAGUCGCCCGAAGAUAUGCAAGUCCCAUUGUCUUUAUCACAGAAUCAACUUACCCAUGAAGAAAUAAGGACUUAUCUAAGAUGGUACAACUAUAUAUGUUUGAGGACUCAUGGAAAAUUAAUAAGAUUGAAUGACGUGUUUAGAUUCUUAACCAACUUCAACUUAUCACAAAAAGUUAAAGAUAGAAUUGUGGAAAUUUUCCGUAGCUGUAAAAAUGCAUUAAAUAUUGGCCAAUUUUUCGCUGUUCUAAGACUAGUUUCUAGAGCUAUUAUAUAUGGUAUUUUACCUCUAAGACGUAUGAUCUUAGAAAAGGCACCUGUACCCAAACCGCGCCCUAUCCUAAGUAGUGAAAAUCACGAAGAGGUGUAUGAGGAGGUGGAAGACGAUGAUGGUUCCACCAAAGCUGGUGAUCAAAAGGUUGAUUUUGAUUCAUUUGCCUCAUUGCUGUUGACUGGUAAGACGACAAGGAAAAGGGUCAGAAGGAGAAUCAAAAAUUCGAACUUUAAGAGUAAAAAGGUUAGAUUUUCAGAGCAUAUAACGUUUCAAGAUCCUCCAAAUCUUAAUCAAGAAUCGCUUAAUAAUAAUGAGGCAAGAAAGCAAAAUACUGAUGGAAAAGGUGAAGAUCAGGACUUUAGUAAUGACAGUCCAUUAGACUUCACAUUGCCCAUGGACCAAUUAUUAAAGAGACUAUAUAAGGGGAGACAAAAUAGCGGUUUAGUUUCGAGUUUGCCCAGCGAACAACAAGAGACUGAGGAGGAGAAGAAAGUUUUAGAGGAUAUGAAGGACUCUUUGUCACAUUUCAAGCAAAUACAGACUGUUGAUUCUGCAUCAUUGCCAAUUUCAUCCGCAUUUUUACAGAAUGGUAAUAAUUUACCAACUAACAAUGUGAAUAGCGCCGGGAUUCCACAACAAAUGCCAUUAGAACCUUUGAAGCCCACGGCUACAGGUUCUGCUAAUCAUCUGGUGCGAGAAGAAUAUAAUCAGGGGUUACAUCCAAGCGACGGUGCCAUUCAGACGGGUUUACAACCUUUAAAACCGACAGCAACAGGCUCUGCAAACUAUUUGAUGCGAAGUCAUAUGGAACAACCUCAAUCUAUCAAACCUUCGAAUACACCUGAAACAGUUGUAAACCCUGGAGGGCUUCAGCCUUUGAAACCUACUGCGACAGGUUCUGCAAACUACUUAAUGAAACAGCAUCUCUCACCUUCAGUAAAUAACGCAGUACCUUCGAUGUUUCAGCCACAGUUCACGAACCAAUCUUCGUCUCCACAAGCUACGGGACCGCCCUUUCUGAAUUCUCCUAAUAUUACUCUUCCCCAAAACAAUCAGCAGCAACCUUACCAAGGAGUUAAUUCGACUGAAUCAAAGAUUGAGCCAUCAAGCAUAUCCCCUCAACAUACAUAUUCUAACAAUGUUCGGAUUAACAAUGGAAACAUUAUAUCCAUGCCGAAAGUAGAAAUAUCUAGCGCCCUUUCCCCUCAAAACACUCUUCCUCAGCAUCAGCAGUCACAUUUGCUUUCUCCUCAAAAUACUAUUCCGCAACAUCAGCGGUCACAUUUGAUUUCUCCACAAAACACCUUUACCCAAAAUCAGCCUCCUAUUCUUUCUCCGCAAAAUACGUAUUCCAAUAAUCAAUCAACAAUGAUAUCUCCCCAACAUACGUACGCUAAUAAUCAGCAACAACCCCAACAUCUUCCACCUCCUCCACCUCCACGCGCUCAACAGCAGCAGCAACAAGCAGCCAUUGUGUCACCUCAACAUACGUACCCCAACAUACAAAAGCAGAAUAAUUUGGUACCUACUCAGACCUCGUAUGCAAAUUCACCAAGUAUGCAAUCUCCAAAUUUUUUGUCACCUCAAAAUGCUGCUAAUAGUUACUUCCAAUCUUUGCUUUCGACUUCACCAUCUCCGAAUCCUAUGCCAUCAAAUGCGUCCACUGUUAAUAGCAAUAACGCUGGUAAUAGCAUAGGUUCAUUCCAAAACACCAAUCCAGCAAUGAACAACAGUCAAUCUCGUCAGACUUAUAGCCACCAGCAGCAACAACCUCAACAACCUCAACAAUCAAUAUAUGGGGGUCAACUUUCUCAAAUGCAGCAACAUCCGGGGCAACUCCAUCUAAACAAUUCUAAUAUACAAAACCAACCUAACAAGCCUAAUUACGGAAUGUUAGGUCAGCAAAUUCAUCAACAGCAGCAACAGCAACAGCAGCAACAGCAAUUCCCAUUUAAUACAGACGUUAAUAGAUCUAAUUCAAGCGAUAUUUUGGGUAACUUGCAGUCAUUACAGCAGCAAGUUGAUGCUUUACAAAUUCAAUACAGUAGGAGACCAUAG
Messenger RNA from Saccharomyces paradoxus, 2634 nucleotides. It is a transcript of the gene SCD5, whose product is annotated as Scd5p. The transcript has a single exon. The record is from RefSeq and is a predicted model, not a curated record. Bases 1 to 2634 code for a protein of 877 amino acids. Lineage: Eukaryota; Fungi; Ascomycota; Saccharomycetes; Saccharomycetales; Saccharomycetaceae.